AUGGCAGACAUCCCAUUCACGCCCCUGUACAUCGACGGCCGGCAUCGCCCGGCGAAUCCACCAGCCACUUUCGACGUGCGGAACGCCUACUCUGGGGAUGUCGUGACCAGAGCAGCCAGUGCCUCCGCGCAGGACUGUAACGACGCAGUCGAGGCUGCCGUGCGCGCCUUCCCCGCCUGGGAGCGCUCCUCGUACGCGGAGAGACGCGAUUACUUUCUCAAAGCGUCCGAGCUUUUGAAGGCCGAGAAGUACCGGAAGAAGUUCAAGGAGGCGUUUCAGCAAGAGACGUGCGGCGUUGACUACCUGGUUGACCUAAAUCUGCAUAUCACGGAUUCCAUGCUGCGAUGGACUGCUAGCCUGGUGACGGAGCUCAAGGGGGAGACUUUCCCGUCUGUUAUUCCUGGAGGACAAGUCGUGAUACAUCGAAGAGCGCAGGGCGUCAUCCUGGGGAUCGCACCGUGGAACUCGCCGUUGAUAUUGACCCUUCGUGCUAUGGCUAUCCCGAUGAUUUGUGGAAACACUGUGGUCCUCAAGUCUUCCGAAGUAAGCCCGCGGACGCAAUAUGUCAUCGCUGAGCUUUUCCACGAGGCGGGAUUGCCGGCAGGUGUCCUGAACUUUGUCCACGCGUCUAAGGAUGAUGUGGCAGCAAGAACCUUCCAGUUAAUUGCACAUCCUGCAGUGAAGAAGAUCAACUUCACUGGUAGUGAUCGCGUUGGAAGAAUACUGGCUCAGGAAGCUGCCAAAUACCUCAAACCCUGCGUUUUCGAACUCGGUGGAAAGUCCCCUGCGGUGGUCCUGGAAGAUGCCGAUAUAGAACGCGCUGCACGAGCAAUCACCUCCUCGACGCUUGUCCACUCAGGCCAGAUUUGUAUGUCGACCGAGCGCGUCAUUGUCCAGCGGAAGGUCGCGCCACAGCUCAGAGAGGCCCUUGUCAAGAGAUUCAGCCAGUAUAGAUCCGGCGGUCCUGGAGAGGACCUUUCUGCGCAAUUUGCCGAGGGAUCGGCUGAGAACAUUGUCUCCAUGCUUCAAGAAGCGAAGGAUAAUGGAGCAACGUUCCUCGUGGGCGAUGGGACACGUGCGGGGGCCAAUGUACACCCUCAUCUCGUCUCAGGCGUGAAGCCGGGGAUGAGAUUAUGGGAGUGCGAAAGCUUCGGCCCAAUCGCAAUCCUUACAGAAGUCGAUACUGUAGACGAGGCGGUCGAACUAGCGAACGCCACCAAUUAUUCCCUGGCAGGGGCAGUCUGGACGAAGGACGUGAACAGCGCAAUGGACGUUUCCAUGCGCAUCCGAGCAGGUUGCGUGAACGUCAACGGACCCACGUUCCAUGUGGAGGACGCCAGAGAGCAUGGCGGUCUCAGCGGAGCGUCGGGCUAUGGGCUAUUCAGUAUGACCGAUUUCACUGACCAGAGGAUCGUGGUUAUCCAUCCGGCGAAUCCACCUCCGUAUAUGCUGGUCGGCUGA
Molecule: messenger RNA, 1461 nt
Organism: Postia placenta MAD-698-R-SB12
Lineage: Eukaryota; Fungi; Basidiomycota; Agaricomycetes; Polyporales; Adustoporiaceae
Exons: 8
Coding region: 1-1461 (486 amino acids)
Molecular function (GO): oxidoreductase activity, acting on the aldehyde or oxo group of donors, NAD or NADP as acceptor
Source: RefSeq, a predicted model, not a curated record